Labeo rohita (rohu) is the source of this 2383-nucleotide messenger RNA. It is a transcript of the gene katna1, whose product is annotated as katanin p60 (ATPase containing) subunit A 1. NCBI's taxonomy places the organism in Eukaryota, Metazoa, Chordata, Actinopteri, Cypriniformes, Cyprinidae. The coding region runs from base 206 to 1663 and encodes 485 amino acids. Gene Ontology annotation, cellular component: microtubule cytoskeleton. The transcript has 11 exons. Gene Ontology annotation, biological process: microtubule severing. The record is from RefSeq and is a predicted model, not a curated record. Gene Ontology annotation, molecular function: ATP binding; microtubule binding; ATP hydrolysis activity.
UCACAAUCGUAAGUGCCCUUCCCAAACAAGUGAACUGCUGAAGUGAACUUAUGAGUUUGUGUCAUAGUUAUUUUAGAUAUAAUCCUCGUCCAAAGUAGCACACACAUGACUUUCGAUGCGUACUAACUGUUACAUGCUGGGCCUUUCCUUUACGAACAUCUUUGAGGAUAGUUUUACAAACUUCAGAGACUGAUCACUUUACAGAAUGAGUUUGGCGGAGAUCAAUGAGAAUGUGAAGCUGGCUCGAGAAUACGCCCUGCUGGGGAACUACAGCUCUGCAGUGGUCUGUUAUCAGGGAGUCCUGGAGCAGAUCAGAAAAUAUCUCUACUCGGUCAGAGACACCUCUCUACAGCAGAAAUGGCAGCAGGUUUGGCAGGAGAUAAAUGAGGAAACUAAGCAAGUACGAGAGAUCAUGGCAACACUUGAGAGCUUCCAGCUGGAGUCAACGCCAUCCAAACCUAGCAGUUUUGGCCAGGAGAAUGACAUUAUGCCUGUACACGUGGAGCACAGGCCGUCCCCAUGUGUAGCACGGAAAUCCGCCGGCCCGCAUAAAGACAGCAAAGGCCACGGGAACCGAUUGAGCGCCGGCCCCCGCAACCAACCGCGACCCUCACCGCGUGUUGUCAACGGUGAGAAAGGAAAACCUCAGAAAGGCAAAGAGAAGAAAGAAAACCCAUCCAAGCCAAAAGAUGAUAAGAACAAAGCGGAAGGCGUGGAGACGGAGGUGAAGAGGUUUGACAGAGGAGGAGAGGACAAAGAUUUGAUUGAAACUCUGGAGAGAGACAUCAUCUCCCAAAACCCUAAUGUCACGUGGGAUGACAUUGCUGACCUUGAGGAAGCUAAGAAGCUUUUGAAGGAAGCUGUGGUUCUGCCCAUGUGGAUGCCUGAGUUCUUUAAAGGAAUAAGGCGCCCGUGGAAGGGCGUGUUGAUGGUGGGUCCGCCAGGCACAGGAAAGACAUUACUGGCCAAAGCUGUUGCCACUGAGUGCCGUACAACCUUCUUCAACGUGUCUUCCUCCACCCUCACCUCCAAAUACAGAGGGGAGUCUGAAAAACUUGUGCGGCUGCUGUUUGAAAUGGCACGUUUUUAUGCCCCCACCACCAUCUUCAUUGAUGAGAUAGACUCCAUAUGCAGCCGUAGAGGAAACUCAGAGGAGCAUGAAGCCAGCAGACGCGUCAAAGCUGAACUACUCGUCCAGAUGGAUGGUGUUGGUGGGACAUCUGAAAAUGACCCUUCAAAAAUGGUCAUGGUUCUGGCAGCCACCAACUUCCCAUGGGACAUCGAUGAAGCUCUGAGACGCAGGCUAGAGAAAAGAAUUUACAUCCCACUACCCUCAGCUAAAGGAAGAGUGGAGUUACUCAAGAUCAAUCUGAAAGAGCUGGAGCUGGCUAAUGAUGUCAACAUGGACAAGAUCGCUGAGCAGAUGGAGGGAUACUCUGGUGCUGACAUCACCAACGUUUGCAGAGAUGCAUCCCUGAUGGCAAUGAGAAGGCGGAUUGAGGGUUUGACCCCUGAGGAGAUACGAAACUUGUCAAAAGAUGAGAUGCACAUGCCCACUACAAUGGAGGACUUUGAGACAGCACUCAAGAAAGUCUCCAAGUCUGUAUCUGCUGCUGACCUAGAAAAAUAUGACAAGUGGAUAGCAGAGUUUGGCUCCUGUUGAUGAUGCCAAAGAACCUCAAACAGUCGCCGUUAGCACUUUGUUAGACUGCGUGCCAGUUUCACUAAAUCUCGGAGCAUUUCCACCCAGGACCAGACUGAUUUCAAAGAGUGAUAAAUCUUGCCUUACAUAAGGUUUGUAUGAGUACAGAUUUAUAGUAGUUGUUUAAUAUUUAAUAGUAAUAGGUUUUACAUCUACAGGACUUCACUUUCAGAACUGAUUAGCUGGAUGCAGGUUAAGAAGUUCACUCACGUUAAAAUGAAAUGUAAGAAUGAAGGCUAAACUAAGUAUCCAGUAAAUCCAGAGAUCUGGAAUCUGAAAAACUAUUAUAACAGCCCUAUGAUGUUGCCUUACGAUAGUGUGGACAAACAACACUGAGGUUGUAGACACAGGAAUGGGCUGCUUUAUCUUUACUUGUAAAAUCACUGCCAAUGACCAAAGACCAGCAAAUCCUAUUUUCUGUUGUCUCCAAAUGCUGCUUUAGAUUAAAAAAAAAAAAAAAGCAAGCUAAUAGGGUUACUGCUUCUGUGCCACUGUGGUUGAUUUAAAGGCCAAAGUUUCCAGCGUUGGACAAUUGUCUUAAUGAUAAGACUAGUGUCUUAAAGGUGUGUUCAGCACUUGACUUUUAUAAAAGCUAUGGAACCGGUUUCUGGUUUUUCAUUAGUGACAUUCCACUGCCAUGAUCAAUUUGUAAAAUUAUGUAUUUUGUUGAAUAAAUAUUUU